AUGGACAGUCUACGCCUGCUUCACCGGCAGCUACUGAGCAUAAGAAGCACAAACGUACGAGAAGUGGCUGCUUUACUUGCCGUGCCCGUCGAGUUAAGGUCGUACUAUUGUGUAGAGGUGGCUGCCGAAUACUUAUUGACACUCUUAUAUCUAGGUUGUGGAAAAGGAAAACGGGAGUGUAUCUAUCCGCCUCCGCAGGUUCCAAAAUCAACAAAGAAACAUAGUGUGAAGGUUGAAGAGCCCUGCCCAGUGAUUGCUGAAAGCGGACCUGAAGGUGGAGAGGUCGAGAAGGGUCAAAAUACUGGGCAAGGUACACUAAGCAGCUCCCAACGAGCAAAAUCGCCGGACAACACAGGAGUACGGCACACAGGUAAAACUAAGAGGAAAAGCCCCGGAACUCGCCGAUCUACCAAUGCCAGCCAUAAACAGAAAUCGGUUAAUUCAGAGGUCUGGACUACCUCUCAAGAUACCAGUGCAUCCCCCGCCAGUGAUACGACGGUACAUUCCACAGGGUCCCACAGCCCUCCAGCCCAUGCCGAUAUUUACUGGGAUCAAUUCGAUGAUAACCCGGACUCGGUGUCUAGCAUUGCAGAUACCCCUGGCCUUAGUGACGAUAUAAAAUUCUUCCUAAGGUAUCAUACGCAGCAUAUUACGCACUCACACUACAUGAUGAAAUCUGUUGCUGCUAAAUUUAUUAGUGAAGACCUGGUGAAAUACGCCUUAGAAUAUGAACCUCUCCUGUAUGCCUUGGCUGCAUUUUCUGCCUAUCAUUAUUCUAUUAAACAUCCUGAUGGUCGACUCUAUACCUUUCUCCAAUACUACAACAAAUCCGUUUCAUCCCUGCUCAGUUCUUUAAAAAGUCGUCAGCCGCACAGAGAUGCCACGAUUCUCACUAUACUUCAGCUAACCACUUUCGAGGAAUACGUUGGAGACUGGGUCAAUCUGAUCGAUCAUCAUCAUGCAGCUCAUCAGAUGAUUCUUCAAAUGUACUCACCGGACACAAUCUUGGAUGACAGGUUCCGCACGCACAUUAUCCACUGGAAUAUGCGGUACGAUGUCAUGGCUGGUUUAAUGGCUGGUAAUGCCACAAUCCUAGGCCGAGAAUGGUAUAUACUAGCGGAGAAGCAGGCCUACCAGGAAGCGGCAGAUGAUCCCGACUCUCUGAGCAAACAGCUCUUUGCCUUUUGUGCAAGUAACAAGCGAUGUGCGGUCGAGAUGGCCUCUCUUGUAGCCAAUGUUUCUCAGAAUAUCAUCUCGCGAGAAGAAUUCCUCGCCGAAUCAAGAAGGCUCACGGAGACAAUGAGAGAAAUGAUCCACAAGGUUAACGAAUUCAAUGAUCCAAAUUAUCUUGUCAUGGACUAUCCAGAGAAGAUUCCAUUGGAGGCGGACGAUAUUGUCGAUCCCUACGUUCCAGGAUUGGUCCAUACCGGUCCAUUCAGUGAAGUGGAUUUAGUUAAACUGGAGCUCCGAAGCAGUCUUUUUAUGUACAACUGCUAG
Trichophyton verrucosum HKI 0517 is the source of this 1497-nucleotide messenger RNA. Its product is annotated as C6 finger domain protein, putative. The transcript is spliced from 3 exons. Gene Ontology annotation, cellular component: nucleus. Lineage: Eukaryota; Fungi; Ascomycota; Eurotiomycetes; Onygenales; Arthrodermataceae. Bases 1 to 1497 code for a protein of 498 amino acids. Gene Ontology annotation, molecular function: transcription cis-regulatory region binding; DNA-binding transcription factor activity. Gene Ontology annotation, biological process: positive regulation of transcription by RNA polymerase II. The record is from RefSeq and is a predicted model, not a curated record.